This is a messenger RNA of Leptopilina boulardi, 1912 nucleotides long. It is a transcript of the gene CCT6, whose product is annotated as T-complex protein 1 subunit zeta. Gene Ontology annotation, molecular function: ATP binding; ATP-dependent protein folding chaperone; ATP hydrolysis activity. The record is from RefSeq and is a predicted model, not a curated record. Gene Ontology annotation, biological process: protein folding. NCBI's taxonomy places the organism in Eukaryota, Metazoa, Arthropoda, Insecta, Hymenoptera, Figitidae. Gene Ontology annotation, cellular component: chaperonin-containing T-complex. The transcript has 7 exons. The coding region runs from base 164 to 1759 and encodes 531 amino acids.
AUUCGACUUAACGACAUAAACGACGUCCAUGUGAGUUAAUUUUUCUCUCGUCGAUUGUUUAUUCUCCUUUUUCUUAAUUUAUUUCAUAUCAAGGAAGCAUUUUGUAUUGUAAUAAAUCGAUAAUCUCCUUUUUUCUGUUUCUAUCAAAGCUCAUUGAACAAAAAUGUCAGCUAUCAGUUUAUUAAAUCCCAAAGCUGAAUUUGCAAGAGCUGCUCAAGCUCUGGCAAUUAAUGUUUCGGCUGGAAAAGGUAUUCAAGAUGUAAUGAAAACUAAUUUAGGGCCUAAAGGAACAAUGAAAAUGUUAGUUUCGGGAGCAGGUGAUAUUAAAAUUACCAAGGACGGCAAUGUUCUUCUGCAAGAGAUGCAAAUUCAACAUCCAACUGCUUCUUUAAUUGCUCGUGCAUCAACGGCACAAGAUGAUAUGACAGGAGAUGGUACCACCAGCACAGUUCUAUUAAUUGCUGAACUAUUAAAACAAGCCGAACUUUAUAUUGCCGAGGGAUUGCAUCCUCGUGUCUUAACCGAAGGUUUCGAUUUGGCAAGAGUAAAAACUCUUCAAAUUCUUGAUUCAUUGAAAAUUGCCGGCGAACCUUCACGUGAUCUUUUAAUGGACGUCGCUAGAACUUCACUGAGAACUAAAAUUCAUCCAACUAUUGCUGAUAAAUUGACGGAAAUUUGUGUUGAUGCUGUUUUAGCUAUUAAACAACCAAAUGAUCAAAUUGAUUUGCAUAUGGUUGAAAUUAUGGAGAUGCAACAUAGAACAGCAUCUGAUACAACUCUUGUGAGGGGAAUUGUUAUGGAUCAUGGUGCCAGACAUCCGGAUAUGCCAAAAAAAGUUGAAAAUGCUUAUAUAUUGACUUGCAAUGUCAGUUUAGAAUAUGAGAAAAGCGAGGUAAACAGUGGUUUCUUCUACAAAUCGGCUGCUGAACGUGAAAAACUCGUGGCAGCUGAACGUGAAUUUAUCGAUAAUCGAGUGAAAAAAAUCAUUGAACUGAAGAGAAAACUUUGUAAUGGAACUGAUAAAUCAUUUGUGAUUAUUAAUCAAAAGGGUAUUGAUCCACCAUCAUUGGAUAUGUUUGCCAAGGAAAAUAUUGUGGCAUUACGUCGUGCCAAGCGUAGAAAUAUGGAACGUUUAGCUCUUGCUUGCGGUGGUGUUGCAAUGAAUUCCGUUGAUGAUUUAGCGGAAGAACAUCUCGGUUGGGCUGGACUUGUCUACGAACACGUUUUGGGAGAAACUAAAUAUACGUUCGUUGAAGAAUGCAAGAAACCAACUUCAGUCACUGUUUUAUUAAAAGGACCGAAUAAGUACACAUUGAUUCAAUUAAAAGACGCAGUUCGUGAUGGUUUGAGAGCAAUCAAAAAUGCAAUCGAUGAUCGGGCAGUGAUACCGGGUGCGGGAGCAUUUGAAAUUGCUGCAAGUCGAACUUUGCAUCAAUUCAAAGAUGAAGUCAAAGGCAAACAGAGAUUGGGUGUUCAAGCUUACGCCGAUGCUUUGCUUAUUAUUCCUAAAAUACUUGCCGUGAAUAGUGGAUUUGAUGCUCAAGACAGUAUUGUAAAACUUCUUGAAGAGUCAAAGGUUCUAGGUGAAGCUGUUGGUUUAGAUCUUUCGUCAGGGGAGGCACUGAAACCCGCGGAUGCUGGAAUCUACGAUAAUUAUAUCGUUAAAAAACAAAUCGUUAAUUCCUGUACUGUUAUUGCCAGCAAUCUCCUCCUUGUGGAUGAAAUAAUGAGAGCAGGACUAUCAUCUUUAAAAGGCUAACGAGAUUUUUGUAUUAAAAACCGCAUUAAAUUUUUCGCAUUUCACAUUUUCGUCACAUUCUUUACAGCUUUUACACACGUUUUAAUAAAUUUUAAUUGAUAAUCGAACAAUUUGUAUCGUUCAAGCUUAAUAAAAAAAAUAUUUCUUACAUUA